Molecule: messenger RNA, 443 nt
Organism: Cuculus canorus (common cuckoo)
Lineage: Eukaryota; Metazoa; Chordata; Aves; Cuculiformes; Cuculidae
Gene: MRPL52
Product: mitochondrial ribosomal protein L52
Exons: 5
Coding region: 55-360 (101 amino acids)
Biological process (GO): mitochondrial translation
Cellular component (GO): mitochondrial large ribosomal subunit
Molecular function (GO): structural constituent of ribosome
Source: RefSeq, a predicted model, not a curated record
AGUGGGGAGUGGUCACGUGGGGAGAGGGAAUUUCCGGUGCGGAAAGGAGGAGCGAUGGCGGCGCGGAAGGCGCUGAGGAUCGCUGAGCUGCAGGCCCGAGCCCUGCGCCCCACACCCCCCCGCGCACAGCGCCUCGGACAGUGGCGAGAGGAGCAGGGGUUUGCUCCGAGUCCGUCCGGGUUUGGGCCUCUGCGCGACCGCCCCGACUGGAGCUUCGUGGACGGACGCCCGGCGCCGCUCUGGAAGGGGCAAUGGCGGCGCCUGCGCGAGAACCGGGAGAUGGCGCGUCGGGCGCUGAAGCUCAGCGCCGCUCUGGAGGCGGCGGCCGCCGGGGGGCGCUCCCAGUAUGGACCAGUAUAGACCAGUACGGACCAGUACGGCCCAGUGAGAGCCGCGCGGCUCCCAGUUAAUAAAAACAGAGGGUUUGGACCCAAAACGAAGGG